AUGCCGCCCUCGCUCCUGUCGCUCCCCGACGAGCUCCUCGACCUCGUCGUCGACCAAGCGCUCGGCGAGUACGCGCCGAGGCUGUACAAGGCGCGGCAAGAUACCUGUCGAGCCCUGUCGCUCGUCAACAAGCGCGUCGGCGCCAUCGCGAGCGCGAAGCUCGUCGAGGUCGUGCACACCUUUGCGUUCUCGCGAUUCGGCGUCCCGGUCCGGUUCAAGCCUGAGGAGGCCCCUCGGCGCAAACGCGUGAGGACGCUGUGGCUACAUGGCGGCGGCAGGCCAGGUCCGACAGACGGCUUCCUGUCGUACGCCGCCAUUCGCGACCUGCGGCUCAUCGACUUUCAAGACGUCCGCCUCGAGAAUCUCGGCCUACUACCAGAGCUCCGCACGCUUGUCCUCGCGCAGGGCCACUUCUCGAGCAAGAAGCCCUUGGUCGCGCCCAAGCUCGAGCGGCUCGUCCUGUACCACUUCAGCCAUUCGAGACGCCCGCACCAGAACGAGGGCUUUACCGCCGCAGGCUGCCCCUCGCUCCGGCCCCUGUACCUCGACGUGUCGCACGACGGGCGACCCUGGUCAUGCUCGCAAGACCUACUCGACCAGGUCGACACCCUCGGCUCGUACCACCUAGAUGAGCUUCGCGUGAGGUCGAGCUACAGCGCCCUCGACGUCUCAGACACCGCGGCGCUCGACAAGGUGCUGUUCGACGUCUGCUGCGCCGGGUCCGUCAAUGGCGUCCCCGGCGAGCCCACACCCCGAGUCCGACACCUUUGCGUGCAUGCCGACUCGUCCACACCGCCGUCAGACUGGGCCAGGCUCGCCGACGGCGUCCUCGGCAGUUUCCCCUCGCUCGAGACCCUGUACCUCCCCCUCGCCGUCGACGUCUCCCGCGUCUUGCUCGAACGCAGUCUCCUCGACGCCAUGCGCAAGCUCGUCGCCGACUGCGAGCGUGCUCGGGUCGUAGUCGUGUACGAGCACGCGCUCGGCGCACUCCGGCCGGGCGAGGACCGCGCGGCGCCGCACUUUGAGGCGCGCUGCCGGCGCAUCAAGGCCGAGCGCUCGGCGGCGGCGGCGCAGUCGACGACGACGGGUGCGGCGGCGCGGCGCUGA
Molecule: messenger RNA, 1107 nt
Organism: Rhodotorula graminis WP1
Lineage: Eukaryota; Fungi; Basidiomycota; Microbotryomycetes; Sporidiobolales; Sporidiobolaceae
Exons: 2
Coding region: 1-1107 (368 amino acids)
Source: RefSeq, a predicted model, not a curated record